Peronospora matthiolae is the source of this 3654-nucleotide messenger RNA. Lineage: Eukaryota; Oomycota; Peronosporomycetes; Peronosporales; Peronosporaceae. The record is from the annotation of a GenBank genome assembly.
AUGGAGAGCUUCGGGACGGAGCUCAAAGAGACGCCGACCCCGCUAAUUGCAGCGCUAGGCUCGCCCGAGCUGCAGGACAAAGUGCUGCCUCAUCUGCGUACGGUCAAUGAGGGGUUUGUACCGAAGCUGCGCAUUGCGUCGCUGCCGCGUGCGCACCGUCUGCCCGUGAAGAAGGAGCUGUGCGAGAAGCACGGGACGUUCUCGAAUCAGAUGCAGCGCGACUUGGAUACUUACCGGACCCAAGGGAUUCUCAAGACACAAUGGCUCAAGAAACACCACGAGCUGCUGCCGGCUGUGGUCCUGCUGGUUGACGAGUUUAAUCCGUGCUGGACGCCGUCAGACUGGCAGCAGAAGGAGACGGCGCUGGUGGACGACGUCACGCAGCUCAAACGGACCGUAUCAGCUAGAGACGGUCGUGUCGUGGUCCUGCUUGUGCAACAGGUAGACGAUGCAGACGGGACGUGGAGGAAUGGGACGGAAGAGAGACUGGCCGACUUGAGGCGGAGACUGGACACUGAUACAAAGGGUCUUGUACUCGUAACAUCGAAGGAUAUGACGCGUACGUCGAGUGUGAUGGUGAAACUGGAGUCGAGUGUACGUACGAUGGCACUUGAGUAUUAUAAGGCGCAAUCGAAACGAGUGAAGAGAUACGAGAAGGCUUGUGCCAGGACGCCGGAGUACCAGGCUUUACAUGCGAGGUUCUGCUUCAAGAUUGCACAUUUCUAUGAAUUCCGACGCUGUACGACCAAAGUGCUGCAGUACUAUGAAGCCUCGUAUUGCGCUAUUAUCGCGCUACCGUUACAAAACGAUGGGGCUGCUGGUGGGAUCGCUUACAAGCAGGUGAUGACCAUGGCAGAGUUUGUGAAUUUCAAGCUGUGCUACCACUUGAUUUUUUCGUCGAACAAUGUCAAGGAUGCAGUAGGUCAACUGCGACGCCACGUGGGUGUGUACGCACGUGCAAUCGCUGUGGCAGAUGGAGCGUACGAGCACUGGGCUUGGGUAUCUCGUCAGUAUCAUGUCUUUGCUCAACUGCUGGUCGAGGCUCUUUCCAUUCGAGGCUCACUGCCGAGCACUGGACUGGAGUCAAGUGUGUACAAAGAGCCAUACUUGUACUUCUCUCUUGCCGCAAAGUACGCUGUUUUUCGAAGAAAGGCAGCAAUGAAACUAGGCCUCACAACUGCUUCUACUGUGCAGACGGUCAUGGCAAACGGAGAAAGCAUGUCGGAACGGGAUUUCGUUGUGAUACCUUCCAGUUUCGUUGGCGGGGAUCCGCUGGUUUCUGAAGUGAGAGCUGCAUCACAGGAUCAGUCAGUAGCAGCACUUGUAAAAUACCGGCACGCCAUGGAGAAGAGUGUUCUGCAUGCGACGCAGUCUCUCGCUCUUCUCGAGCACGCACUGCAGUACUUAACAACGUACGAGGCAGAGCAGAAUGCACCGCGAAAUCGAUUGAAAGGCCGGUUACUGGUUCAUUUGGGGACAGAGCGGCUUGCGUCUGGUGAGUAUGAUUGCUCGCGUAUGGAGUUGCAGAAAGCGAAAGCGAUAUUCAGUACUGAAAACUGCUGGGCACAAACUGCUCAGAUUUUGAAGCAGCUACUCAUUUGCACCUUUUGCCAAGGAGAUACCGGUGCUUAUAUGGAUUAUUCGCUACAGCUGUUGUCGCCUGUUGUCGAGGAGUUUGUGUCUUUGAAAGAACGCAGUCGUAUUCAGGACUCUUUCUUGACAGCAUGGAGAGAUCCGGCAUCAUUGGGUGCACCGUUUACGCAAAUCUCUGCGCUUCAAAACGUGCAUGAACUAGCACUUGAUCGGUCUCGCGCAGUCUUCGCGUUGACCGCUCAAUUUGAUCGAGCCUCUGCUUGUGUGAACGAGGAUGUAACAUUGGAGCUGAAACUGCGCUCACAUUUCCCGUUGCCGCUUGUGAUAUCGAAGAUGGAGUUGGUGUUCAAUGACGAGCGCUAUCGCACAAUGCUUUACCACCAAGCUGGAGCAGAAUCUGACACGAUAACUUGCGUUGAUGGAAGGUUUUCUACGUCGCUGGAAUUUACUCACAAGUUGGUCAAAGAAAUCCGUGUACCAUUGCGUGUGCUAGAUGAGAGGCAACUGCUAUCCAUCCAGGAAGUGCGGUUGUACUGUAGCGGGGAGGAUGGUGUGGAAGCGAAACACACUGAGAUAGACGGGAAAAAGACGGAUGCUGUUUUGGUUUUUAGUCUGCCCAUCACACUUGCCUCCGUAGAGCAACUAGUGGCGCCACCACCGUACCUGAUCAGCGGUCGUGUUCCUUCCAUGGGCAACGGCUCUGCGUCUCCGAGUUUUUCCAAGAGAAAGUCAAUGUUUUCACUAGUUGAAGGACCUCGAGCCGCUCACGUCGAUGUACGUGAGCCCGUCGAAGAGGACGGCUCCAAGCAUCUUCGUGGCUCCUCAUUGCUGAUUGUGCAGCCUCGUGCGAACGCCACGCUGUCUUUGCUCUCAAAUGAACCACUAUUGACAGGAGACUUCCGUGAGCUUGCUUUCCGCUUGGCAGCAAAUGAAGACACGUUGGAAAAUGUGACGUUCCAGAUCAGCUGUAAACCUCCACCGACAUCAGCGGCAUCUGAGGAUGCGUUCUUCUUCACAGAGCAGUCUGGCGUGAUGACUCCGGUGCCGCUGGAUACGAAUUUACAACCGCGGGACCGGAUCCUCCUUUCGAAUCAGAAUGCCCACACUGAAGAAGUUGUGCAUGUUGUCGUGCGCUCCAUUAAUGUAGCAUCAUUGACCUUGAUCGUGUCCGUGGCAUACACUACAAACAGUGGCGUGUCUGUCAACCUGACGGAGCGGUUCAGGCUGAUAUGCCACGACCCGUUUUCGAUUCAUGGCGGUUUCGUGUCCGACUAUCUUACAGGAGGUGGUGUACCUGGUGCAGCACAAAGGCCUAAAGGGUCUUAUGGAUGUGUGGGCGGUUUGGUGAACUACCGAGGAAGCAUUACGUGCACAUCAGGCGAAGUACUUCGUGUGCUUGCAGUGCACUUUGAACCACGUGAGACGAACAUGGAAGAAGUGGUGGCUACCUCUGGAUUUGGGUCCAUCUCUACCAAUUCGGAUGGCAUUGCCAGCGAAAAUGUUUGCGCUACUUUUACUGACGGCGACUCGUGGUGCUUCUGUCUACGACUGAGACCGAAGAUGGCGUCACCUUUUGUCACUCUUGGACGGGUGGCAAUCGUUUGGAAGCGCGAGUUGUCACCGAUUCGUUGUGCCUUUGACGGUGUCAGCAACGACGUCGUGCAUACGUGGCUCGAUAUUCCGUUGGUCUCAAUUGUUGCUGCACCUCUCACUAUCAGCGUAGAGACGCCAGCGUUUGGCGUUGAGGGCGUGCUGGACUAUAUGAACGUGCGUGUGAAGAACAACGAAGCUGUCGUCCACAGCCUCCAGGUCAAGUCAGUGGAUGCAGAGGCGGCGUUUUUCAUUUCAGGUCGCACAAAUGGGACGGAGCACUUGCUUCCUUUUGAAGAGCAAGUGUUCCGGCUCGGCUUGGUACCUACAAAGACGGGCUACUUGCGCUUGCCUCGCUUUGAGAUCAUGUCGUUGACGUAUGACUUCCCAUUUACAAACCCGGACGAAUGCCAAGAGCUGUUUGUCCUCCCUCGGGAUUAUCCUGACUGGCUAGUCGAGCCAGCACAAUGA